Molecule: messenger RNA, 356 nt
Organism: Racocetra fulgida
Lineage: Eukaryota; Fungi; Glomeromycota; Glomeromycetes; Diversisporales; Gigasporaceae
Source: the annotation of a GenBank genome assembly
GUUGUUGGUGUAGAUAUAUCUCCUUACCAACCAACUACGAUAAAACCUAAAAAUUUUGAAUUCGUUAUGGCAAAUGUUGAAGAAAGAUUACCAUUUGAUGAUAAUACUUUUGAUUUUGUAUUUCAACGAUAUUUAGUAUUUGGUCUUUCCAAAGAGAAUUGGCCUCAAAUUCUCAGUAAUUUGACUUCUGCGUAUUCUUCUCUUAAACCUGUUUUAACAAAAAAAUUGCAAGUUUCUGAUGAAGAAUAUGAUGAAUUGACUAAAACUUCCCUAAAAGAAGUGGUGGAGUUUAAUUCUUAUUACCAAAUAGUUCGUGUUUAUGCACGCGAAUGGAUUUUUAAAUCUCAAAAAUUGCU